CAAAACGGCAGCAGAGCAAACUCUCUCAUGCUCUGCUGCUUUAUCAAAUGAAAAUACAGGUUAUUUUUCAUUUUUUUAACCCUACAGAUUUUGGCAACUGGACUUUAAGGAGGUCGGUGACAAUUUUUCACCGUCAAACUUCGCAGCCACGUUUCUGCUGCCCCGGUUGAAGGAAGGAGAUGAUCAGUAUCCUGCUGCUUGCUGACCUGAUAACCUCUGUCUGUGCAGGAGAAUUACAGGUGAAUGUGAGCCAGGCUGUCUAUCAGGCAGAGGAGAACAGUAACAUCACCAUGGACUGGACCUUCACUCCCAUCAUCCCCCUCACUGACCUCAGCAUCUAUAUCUCAUUAUGGGUAUCUGAAUAUAAGCCCUUGACGACUAUAUAUUAUCUGAGAGACGGUGUUGAGAACACAGACUUUCAAGAUGAGCAGUUCACAGGACGAGUUCAGUUGGACAAAGACGAGCUGAGAAAAGGAAACAUCAGACUUCAUCUAUCCAGCCUGAGGAUCAACGACUCAGGCAGCUACUGGUGUCAAAUGUCCACCAGAGAUGAAGUUGGCAUCACUGAAUCUUCACUCAACGUCACUGCGGCGACACGUUUACCAGAGGAGCCAAAACCCACAGAAGGUGGAGGGACUGCUCUCGUUGGAUCAGUGACACCAGCUCAAGCAGUUCUUGCUCCUGUAGUAUUUGUAGUAGCAGCAGCAUUAGUUUGGCAAUUCUGUCGUCUUGGAAGUCCAGACCAGCAAGAAACUGACACCACUGAGAUGUCUGUCCAGCAGAGUGGAGAAGAAACUACCUCUGAACUCCAGUCUGCUGGGAACUGUAGGCCUUAUCACACCUUAAUUCCUUAGCCCUGUGCUCCAGUAAGCCCAGUUCUAAAAUACAACUGCUCCCUUUGGGAAAGAUCAGCACUCAGAAGCACUUUGAAUGGUAGAUGAACAUUUAAAUGACUGCAAAAUGAAAAAUGACUGUAAACCUCCCUCAUGUCAAACUUUGAUGUAUCUUUGAUGAUCUUUGUGAGAAUUUAAGAUGUUUUGAUGCGUUAUAUCAUGUGAACUUAAUACACAUUAAAAUGUAAACUAGGAUUCAGAAGAUACAUAUCACAUGAAUUUUGAUAUGCAAUGUCUUUUUUUGUUUGUUUUUUAUGCACAAUGUUGACUUAAGAUAAUAUUUGAUAGAUUCAAAAAUUGUGCUUAAUCUAUCUGAUAUGGAUUUAAAGUUUACUGAUGAUUGGUUUUAUACAAUUCAGGAAUAAAUGUCAGUAGUUAUGCAAUAAUUUACACUUGUCAGACUUGACAGCAAUAAUUCAACAGAACAAUAUCCAUGUGAAGGCCUGUAUGUGUAAGUAUAUUUUUUCAUAUGUUCAGUUUCUCAUUUUUGUAUUUAUUGUUGCAAUAUUUUGUAAGACUGAUGCACUCAUUGAUACUUGAUACAUAUUGAUAUUGAUAAAUACUUUUGAGUUUCUCAGGCAGAUGAUUUUAUAUUGUUGAAAUUCUUUCUAUUUUCUUAUAAUUUAAUUAUUUUCUCUGGAAUCUGAACAACUGCAGCUGGAUUGCCCCUCAGAUCAAUAAAG
Myripristis murdjan (pinecone soldierfish) is the source of this 1576-nucleotide messenger RNA. RefSeq lists its product as uncharacterized. Gene Ontology annotation, biological process: negative regulation of T cell proliferation; immune response; positive regulation of T cell proliferation. Gene Ontology annotation, cellular component: external side of plasma membrane. The transcript is spliced from 5 exons. The coding region runs from base 180 to 854 and encodes 224 amino acids. The record is from RefSeq and is a predicted model, not a curated record. Lineage: Eukaryota; Metazoa; Chordata; Actinopteri; Holocentriformes; Holocentridae.